Molecule: messenger RNA, 1402 nt
Organism: Nyctereutes procyonoides (raccoon dog)
Lineage: Eukaryota; Metazoa; Chordata; Mammalia; Carnivora; Canidae
Product: cyclin-dependent kinase 2-associated protein 1-like
Exons: 1
Coding region: 86-508 (140 amino acids)
Cellular component (GO): cytoplasm; nucleus
Source: RefSeq, a predicted model, not a curated record
UGACAUGAGCCAAAGGCAGACAUUCAACCACUGAGCCACCAAGGUACUCCUUUUAUAAAAUGAUUCUUAAAAACCUGUCUUAUGGAUGUCUUACAAACCAAACUUGGCCGCGCACAUGCCCGCCGCCUCCCUCAGCGCCACUGGGAAUGUCCACCCACCCUCCACCAGUAUGGCCACAUCCUCCCAGUACCGCCAGCUGCUGAGUGACUACGGGCCACCAUCUCUAGGUUAUACCCAGGGAACUGGGAACAGCCAGGUACCCCAAAGCAAAUAUGCUGAGCUGCUGGCCAUCAUUGAAGAGUUGGGGAAAGAGAUUAGACCCACCUAUGCAGGGAGCAAGAGUGCCAUGGAGAGACUAAAACGAGGCAUCAUUCACGCCAGAGGACUGGUUCGAGAGUGCUUGGUGAGAUGGAACGGAAUGCCAGGUCCUAGCUGCCUAUCAGCGUGGAAGGUUUUUCCGUCUUCUUCCAAGACCAGAAGUUACAGCUCAUCUCCCAUGUUCAGAUGAAACGUUUUCAAAACGGUAACAGUUUGGUUUCUCCUUCCCGUGUCCCUCCCAUGGUUCAUGAGGCUCUGAGAUUGAGAAAUACUUUGCAGAUGACUAGGAUUUACAUUUUAAAUAGGAAUUACCCAGGGUUUUUUGUUUUUAUUUUUAUUUUUUAAGCAUUUAUAUUUUUUUUGUUUUCUUUUUUUUUAAGCAUUGAUUUAAAAGAUGCACGUAAAAGAUCCCUAUCUCACAGCAGAUAUCCCAGCUCCUUUCAUCCUCUUUUUUGGAGUACACUUAAGUUACUCAGAUUGUUUUACAUUAUCUUUCAUAAGCUAAUACAACUCUGAGGGUUUUGUUUUGAGUGCAUACGUUUGCCACAUGGUGUGGAUUCUGCUUAAUGUAACUUCUUUUGAGCUUAAUUAAGCAUUUGCUUUCAUGACUAUUAGUGCCUUGAGGUCAAUUUAAAAAAUGCACAAGUUAUAAAUACAGAAGAAAGAGCAACCUACCAAACCUAACCUAACAAGAACUCCCCCUCCCCCACCAAAAUUUUCCUACUAAGACUGUGGAUUUCAGUUCUGCUUUUCCUGUAAGUUGAUCCAAACAUCUGGAAGAAAAUGACUAAAACUGUUUGCAUCUUUGUAUGUAUUUAUUACUUGAUGUAAUAAAGCUUAUUUUCCUUAAAAAAAAAAACUGUCUUAUCUAUCUACCUAAGAGAAUGCACACUCACAAACGCAAGCAGGGUGAGGAGGGACAAGGGGAGAGAGAAUCCUUAAGCAGACUCCCUGCUGAGUGGGAAGUCUGACACAGAGCUGAAUCCCAGGACCCUGAGGUCAAAACCUGAGCCAAAACUGAGAGUCAGUUGCUCAACGACUGAGGCACUCAGGUAUUUCUAUCUUAUUGGACCUUUUAAUGGUG